Molecule: messenger RNA, 637 nt
Organism: Megalops cyprinoides (Indo-Pacific tarpon)
Lineage: Eukaryota; Metazoa; Chordata; Actinopteri; Elopiformes; Megalopidae
Gene: erh
Product: ERH mRNA splicing and mitosis factor
Exons: 4
Coding region: 112-426 (104 amino acids)
Source: RefSeq, a predicted model, not a curated record
CAUUCGGAUUCACCAACGAAGAAGUAGCCGUCUAGUUCUUUCUGCGAUUACGUUGGGAUUGUGAAUUGCAAGGCGCAAAAAGACCACGAUCAUCCCUGAAAUUAUUGCAAAAUGUCUCAUACAAUUCUGCUGGUCCAGCCGACCAAGAGGCCAGAGGGGAGGACGUACGCUGAUUAUGAGUCUGUGAAUGAGUGCAUGGAAGGUGUGUGUAAAAUGUAUGAGGAACACCUGAAGAGGAUGAAUCCAAACAGUCCUUCAAUCACAUAUGACAUCAGUCAACUUUUUGACUUCAUUGAUGACCUGGCAGACCUUAGCUGCCUGGUGUAUCGGGCGGAUACACAGACAUACCAACCCUACAAUAAGGACUGGAUCAAGGAGAAGAUCUACGUUCUCCUGCGUCGCCAGGCCCAGCAGGCGGGGAAAUAAAGCAGUGGUGAUGGAGCCCCUUAAAGGGAGGGCCUGGUGGUGGUCGAGGGAGGGGGUGAUGUGCUGAACACUUUGUAUAAAAGUAGUUACUGGUCGGUUUAAUGAAAGGAAGAUUUUUUUUUAAAGAGGGUUGGGGGUGGGAACAAUUGAAUUUUGGUUUUUGUUUUUAUAUUUAACUUUUUUUGCCCCUCAAUGAACAUGUUUCUCUUUG